CACUUUGCAGCACCAUGGGGAUCCUGCUGAGCCGGGUUCAGGAGAUGCUGAGCAACUUCUACGGGAUGCAGGCUCGCAUCCUCCUGCUGGGGCUAGACAACGCCGGCAAAACAACCAUCAUCUACCGGCUGAAGCUGAACGAGACAGUCACCACCAUCCCCACCCUGGGCUUCAACGUGGAGACAGUGGAGCCCAUCAGGAAUGUGACCUUCACCCUGUGGGAUGUGGGAGGCCAAGUCCGGAUCAGGGCCCUGUGGAGGCACUACCAGUCCAACACAGAUGGCUUGGUGUUUGUGGUGGACAGUGCUGACCCUGAGCGCUUUGAGGAGGCUGGAGCUGAGCUGGAAGCCAUGCUGGGGGCUGAUCUGAUGCAGGGGGUGCCCUUGGUGCUGUUGGCGAACAAGCAGGACCUGCCUGGAGCCCGGCCCAUAACAGACAUAGUGGAAGCGCUGGGCCUGAGGAAGCUGCAAGGCCACAAGUGGCACGUACAGGGUUGCUGCGCCGUGAGUGGACAGGGGCUGCCCGAGGCGCUGGAGAAGCUGGCAGAGAUGGUGAAGCAGAAGCAGAAGGCCAGGGGGCUAUAAGGCAGGCUCCUCUGCACCACUCGGGGACUAUGGCAAACGCUUGCCAACCAGCAGAAAUCCCCUGACUCGGUCAGUAAACUCUGGGGAAUGGGACAGGGACAUGCAGACUCCUGGAGAUCCCUGGGCUUCUCUGCCUGCCUAUUAAGGACCUUGUGAGGCAGUAGUUCCCCCAACCUGCUGCUUCCUCACUGUGUUUGCCUUGGGAGCAUCCCAGCCAACCUGAGACGGACUGCUGCUGGGAGGCCCUUUCAGAGAUAUGGAUCACCUGGGGACCUGCUGGGAUUGGAUUCUUUCUGUAUCAUGCAUAGGGCUGUGGUAAUGAGUAUUAAACAAGUGG
Alligator sinensis (Chinese alligator) is the source of this 921-nucleotide messenger RNA. RefSeq names its product ADP-ribosylation factor 1-like. The record is from RefSeq and is a predicted model, not a curated record. Lineage: Eukaryota; Metazoa; Chordata; Crocodylia; Alligatoridae. Gene Ontology annotation, cellular component: cytoplasm. Gene Ontology annotation, biological process: vesicle-mediated transport; intracellular protein transport. The coding region runs from base 15 to 584 and encodes 189 amino acids. Gene Ontology annotation, molecular function: GTP binding; GTPase activity. The transcript has a single exon.